AUGGCAGCAAAGUUGCACAAAACAACGAAGAGAGAAAGAGAGAGGGAGAGAGAGAUGAUAGGAUAUGGUCGUGUUGUCGACAGAUUCGACUUGUCAGACCCCUCGAACAAAACACACAACCGUAUUCCCUGCAUCCUCUUCAUUCAUUGGUUCAUCUCACACCUCGCACUUUCACUGCUUUCUUUGCAUCCUCCUCCUCAGCAGCCGUUGCUGCUGCUAAAUGACAACUACACACAGAGACAGACAGACAGACAGACAUACAGACAUCACCGUGCCAGAGAAGUUCAUCACUCUGCUCACACGCUAGCUUCUGCCCCCCUCCGCUUCGUUGUCAGACAGGCGCGUGCUUGA
This is a messenger RNA of Trypanosoma conorhini, 351 nucleotides long. RefSeq lists its product as uncharacterized. The record is from RefSeq and is a predicted model, not a curated record. The coding region runs from base 1 to 351 and encodes 116 amino acids. The transcript has a single exon. Lineage: Eukaryota; Euglenozoa; Kinetoplastea; Trypanosomatida; Trypanosomatidae.